Liolophura sinensis is the source of this 2235-nucleotide messenger RNA. Its product is annotated as tektin-3-like. Gene Ontology annotation, biological process: cilium movement involved in cell motility; cilium assembly. Gene Ontology annotation, cellular component: microtubule cytoskeleton; nucleus. The record is from RefSeq and is a predicted model, not a curated record. Bases 142 to 1554 code for a protein of 470 amino acids. NCBI's taxonomy places the organism in Eukaryota, Metazoa, Mollusca, Polyplacophora, Chitonida, Chitonidae. The transcript has 9 exons.
UCGUCUAGUGUUCGAGUCAUUGAUUGAUACUCCUGGGCUGGGGGUGCCUUGUUAACGGGUUUGUCAGAGACGGCGGCAGUCGAGCAGUCCACCACCUUACGCGUCAGCUGCAUAAACAGGCGCUCUUGUUAAUCAUACAGAAUGUCCAACUACUUUGACUCGUCUGCCGUCUUGAGGACGCGAAGUGUGACGCCAAUGAACGGAGCUCCGGAGAUGUCCCAGAUCCUGCCGUACGUCACGGACAAGACGGUUUCCCGCCACAUGGGGAGCCUGGGGCGUUCCAUGGACUUGGGGCAUGCCAAAAGCUACUUUAACCCUGCCAGAAACACAGUUUACUCUCGGUACUCCCCCAAUGAUUGGUCCAUGUCCAACCAGCUGAAUUACAACCAGUCAGAUAAAGAGAGGGCAUUCGCCGAGCGGCUGAGGGCCGAUACCUGGCGGGCAGUGAAGGAAACUGACGCCCGUACUCGCAACCGGCAAACCGAUGUCACCAAGAAGCUAGGGGAGAGAGUAUACGAUAUCAUGUUUUUCAAGAAGGAGCUUAACUGUGAGAUAAACAACAUGUCGAAUGAAAUAGAGGACUUGAAGGAACACAAACGUGUCUUAGAGAGGGCUCUGGCUGACACCGCCAACCCUCUUCACAUCUCUGAAGAAUGUCUAAUGCACAGAGAGAAGAGGCAGGGGAUUGACUUGGUCAAUGAUGACGUGGAAAAAUGUCUCGUGCGGGAGGUAGAUACUAUCAAAAAAUGCCAAAAUAAGAUGAAGAAAGUUUUGGAAAAGGCCCACGUGCAACUGAAAUUGAACCGUGCUGCCCAGCACAGUCUAGAGAUCGACUCCAAGGAUAAGCACCACGCACAGAACCUCGAUGACCGGAUGCAGCAACUGCGGAACACCUCGGCUGGCAUUGGCUAUAGCCAGGGAAUUGAAAACAUCGACAACACGAUCACCAUUCCCGAGUCCUGGGCCAGAUACACACAAGCCAACAUCGCCAGGUCACAGAAGGAACGUGCCAACUCAGAGCGCCUGCGUGGUGAGAUCGACCAUUGCCUCCGCAGUUGCGCCAACGAGAUGUGGAGUCAGUUCAAUGCAGUGAACAAUAACUUCAAUACAAGGAUCCGAGAAGCCACAGAUGCUAGAAACAAACUUCAAUCCCAUCUUCAAAGAACAAUGCAGGAGAUCUUUGACAUGGAGAAGAACGUUGACCUAUUGAGGAAGGCGAUCCAGGAUAAGGAGUAUCCAAUGAAGGUAGCGCAGACCCGAUUGGACGAGAGGACCAGGCGCAUCAAUGUGGAGUUGUGUAAUGACCCAGUCAUGAAGACGCUCCAGAGGGAAAUCAGUGAAAUCCGAGAGUCUGUACGCAUCCUGAAGGACCGUCUGAAGGCGUCGGAACUCUCCUUGGCCCGACUUGUGAAGACCAAGGCGACUCUGGAGCAUGAUAUCUCUGUCAAGGAGAACAGUCUGUCCAUUGACAGUAAGAUGUGCAUGGGCAUGAGGAAGGGAUUCCCCAUGGACCCCAAAGUUGGCCCCAUCUACACCAUGCCUGUCAACGCUUAAACGACCAUUACUGUUCUAACCGUCAUAUCAGAAUACGAAUGGGUUCUAGUUCCUAUUCGAUCGAUUAGCAGACUCAUGUUUAUUAAUAUGCCUUCUUAGGGGAGAAUAUAGUAAUAUGCCAAUGACAAUACAUCUGUACAUUCUUUGUGGAAUGAGCUUUGUUUAAUACAACAUUUUUCUCUUGGGGAUAGGUAAAACUUUACCUCUUUGACUGUUCGAAUGAAAACCUUUAGGUGCUUUUAAUGUGUAACCAACAUUAAAAAGCUUCCAUGGUGCGAACAGUUCAAUAUCAUAUGUUGUUUUAACGGAGCAAGACCAUACCUUAAGGCUAAUGGAGGUUUUGAAGUUUCGGGGUAGAAAUUGGAUAGAUAUAUGGUAACAAGAAAGGAUUGCUGCUGUGUUUUUAAAUUAAGCCUUUUCAACCAGAACAUAGCCCAAAGCUUCAUAUGUUUUGUUCACAAUCACCAGAAUAUGUUGACAUACUUUCAUAUAGGUUUUUACUUGAUUGUUUGCAUAUCAUACACUGUGAUAUUUAAUUUGUUUGUAAGGUUUUGUUCGUCUUUAUCCGUGAAGAAGACGUGAUAUUCAAUACCUAUCAGUAUUAUCAGUGGCGACUUUUCUUCUAAUCAUAGUUGCUUUAUAUUUUCGAAAUGUAAAUAUAUAUAAAUAUGUUAUGUUGUC